Microdochium trichocladiopsis is the source of this 2089-nucleotide messenger RNA. RefSeq lists its product as uncharacterized. The record is from RefSeq and is a predicted model, not a curated record. Bases 416 to 1825 code for a protein of 469 amino acids. NCBI's taxonomy places the organism in Eukaryota, Fungi, Ascomycota, Sordariomycetes, Xylariales, Microdochiaceae. The transcript is spliced from 4 exons.
UAGCCAAGCCGGACUUCUCGUCGAAUCCCAUCCCAUCUGUCCUCUGGACCACAAGCCGCUCCCUUUCUUCCAUUCCCAAUCUUUCGCCCGCGCAACAGCCACGACGGCGCACGACUACGGCAAUCCCACUGGUCUGCGCCCGCUCCGGUCUCGAAACUACUUGCAUCCAUCCGCCACCAACGGACAAGGCUCGCUCGCUGCCCAUUGCAGGCCCAAGCCGACUGUCGAAAGUGCCAGCCCGCACUUCCGAAGCUACCGAUUUCGCUCCAACGACGUUGCAUUACACACCCGAGACUUCGUCUUUACCGACUGCUCCGCGGGCUGCGUUCGGUGGACUUCCUUCUCACCUGCCGAACCACAGGCCUUAGUUCCGACCAUACUUGUACUUGCUCCAGCUCGAGACAUAACACACACCAUGGCUCUCUCGAGGUUACAGCUCGCUGCGGUCCUUGCGUUGGCCCCCGCGGUCCUCGCCCACGGACACGGCGAGUCGCAUAUCCCAGAAGGGCAGACAAUUUCCGCCGAACCUCUUGACACCACGAUAUGGAUUCACAUUCUGUUGCAGACUGCUUCAUGGGGCGUAAUCUUCCCCAUAGGCAUGGUCCUAGGAAUGGUCAAAUCAAGGUGGCACGUCCCCGUUCAGGUCGUAGGCACCGUCAUCGCCAUCCUCGGCUACUUCCUCGGCCACUGGCAUGGCGGCCGCGAGUUCGUCCACAACAAUGUCCAUUCCAAGUUCGCUUCGCCGCUCUCCUUUCUGCUCUUCCUCCAGAUCGCUUUCGGCAUCUACCUCAAGCUGCACCUCGAGCGGGGCAUCAACGGCCGCAUCCGCCCCUGGAUCAAGAUGGGCCACGGGAUCGUCGGCAAGGCUCUCCCCGUGCUCACCUGGACGCAACUGCUAUUCGGCGGCAUUACCGCCCUCGGCUUCUGCCAGGGCGAGCACGUGGGACAGUGCGCCGCGCACUUCAUCAUGGGCAGCGCUUUCAUCGCCUACGGCGUGCUCCUGACCAUCCUCCUCAUUGUCGGGCAGCAGUGGCUCAAGCGCACGGGCCGGUCGCAGGAGUUCUUUGACUCGGCCGUCAUCGCCGCGUGGGGCUGCGUCAACACGUUCACCGAGCACCGCUGGGGCACCGAGUGGGUGCGCAACGACUGGCAGCACACCACCAUGGGCAUCGUCUGGUGGUGCGCCGGCCUCGCCGGUGUCUGGCUCAGCCGCGACCGCGACGGCCGGCCCCAGCGCAACUUCAUCCCGGGUUUCGUGCUGCUCAUCACUGGCUGGGCCAUGAGCGCCCACCCCCAGGAGCUCAUGGUCAGCGCCGAGACCCACAAGCUGUUUGGCUACACGCUCAUGGCUGCGGGCCUGUCCCGCGUGAUUGAGAUUGCCUUUGUCGUCAAGGACCAGGUCGGCAUGGCCGAGGACGGACGGACAAUCAACAGCUUCCAGUUUGUGCCUGUCUUUCUCCUCUACGCCGCCGGCUUCCUCUUCAUGGGUGCCACCGAGGAGCAGAUGUCCCUUGUCGCCGGCUCGGGCAUGGACCACGUCGCAUACAUCCUCAUCCUCUUCUCCCUGGCCUUCCUGGUCUUCCUCUUCGCCAACAUGCUCAUCACCUUGUACGACCGGAGCACGAGCGCCACCGCAACCAUCAAGCUCGGCGGCGGCAGUGGUGUCGGCCCCGCUAACGGGCACGCGACCACGUCAGCGAACGGCCACGCCACGCUGCGUGACGCUCAGGAGUUUGAGCUCGAGGGCCUCAUGAGCGAGGACGAUGACGACGAUGUCGAGAACGGCCGCAGUGGAAGGGAGAGGAAGGAAGUUGAGCGGUCGUAGCACACAUUUUCUUUCUGAGCUAUAAAGAUGUUGCUAAGUGGAGACGGAUUUAGGGUUUUGGAGCUGGAGGAUAGUCGUGUUGAAUCUAUAUAAGGUCGUUCCAAGGAGCACUGGUUAUACUCUUUCGUGUCAGCGGGAGCUGCGGCACAAAACAUGGCGCGUUGCUUUGAAAUGUCAAACAGUGGCGGCCGCUUGCGAGCACUUGUACAGGAAAGAGAAAAUAAGAAGAAACAAAAUAUAUACGUUCCGCUGUUCUGAAGGGAA